AUGUCAGUUCCCUCAAAAUACUCAUGAAGUGUCAUAUGCAGUCAUUUCAUGCAAAGAAUAUAUUUAUAUCACCUGCACAGUCUAAUAUUUUUACUUUAAAUAUCUGUUCAAAUUUCAUCAGUACAUCAUCAUGAACAUGUUCACAGUUCAUCAAAGAUUUUUCCUGACAUAUAUACAUCUAUGUAAUUCUAGAGCGUCUGAGCCUCAAUAAGAACUUUUUUGGAAAAAGAUAAAUAUAAUCAUGGAGGUUGAUGAAGAAAACCAGCAGCAGUGUCCUCUGUUGGAUUCAAACAUAUGGAGAACCAGAUCAACCGUCACUUCUUGUAACAGCUUUAUGUUGCAGAACAAAGUAGCUUGUGAUAUAACCUUCACACUAGGUUCUGAAAGUCAAGAGGUUGUGGCUCAUAAAUAUGUAUUAAUAAGCAGGUCACCAGUGUUUUAUGCAAUGUUUUGUGGACCAGUAGCAGAGAGCUCUGAUGUUAUUAGUGUACCAGAUAUUGAACCAGAUAUAUUUCAAUCUUUAUUAAGCUAUCUGUAUUGUGAUGAUGAUUCUGUUGUUGAUAGUGAUUCUGUGAUGGCAUUGUUAUAUGCGGCCAAGAAAUAUUCUAUUUAUAGCCUUGAAGAUGUGUGUAAACAAUUCCUCAAAGACAACAUUAAUUUCGACAAUGCAUGCCUAAUUUUAGAACAAUCCCAUGCAUUUGAUGAGAAAGAUUUAUACGAAGAAUGUCUGAAGUUUAUAUGGAAAAACGGUGAAGAAAUAUUAGAAAUGAGCUGCGUUAAAGAUCUAUGUGAGAAAUGUAUGCAAGAUAUCAUUGCUUCUGAUGCACUGAAUGCCGAUGAAAAACUUGUUUAUGAAUGUGUUGUAUCAUGGUCAGAAAUACAAUGUAUAAAGAAAAAGAUGGAAGUAAACGAUCAAAACCAACGGGAGGUACUUAGUAACAUUUUGUACCAAGUAAGAUUUCCGUUGAUGCCCUUAUCGUAUUUCGCUGAUCAUGUUUCAGAGAAACAAAUAUUAUCACCUGAAGAAAAACUCAACUUAUACAAAUACUUGUGUCAGAGCAGAUCAGGGGCAGUAACUCCAUUUAUUUCACGGUAUAGAAGUAAGAAGACAAGUCUACAUUGUAAGAGGUUUAAAGGUAUGGUUGAUAGUAGUGAUUGGGUUCAAAAGGGUAAAAAGGAUGCUGUUUCAUUCAGUUGUAGUGUACCAAUAUUGAUGCAUGGAGUCUGCAUGUACCGAUCAGGACUUACUGGCGCCCCCUAUGAUAUCAGACUAGAACUCUAUGAUGAAAGUGAUAAUCAGCUUACAUGUGUACAUCGUACAGAAGAUACUAUUGAAAGUACGGUUGAAGGAAGAUUUCUGUUUCCUGUUUUAUUUGAUCAGCCAUUGAAAAUCCUUUCAUGCUCGUAUUAUACAAUUGUUGUGAAAAUGAUUGGACCAAAGAGUUUUUAUGGUGAGCGUGGAAGGAAGAAAGUUGUAUGUGGUAACGUUACAUUUGAGUUUAUCUCCGCACCAAAUAGAAGUACAAACUCUACCAACGUGUUCACUGGUCAAAUUCCUGUCAUCUUGUUUUCUCCAUGGCUGUAAAUGUUAAUAGUCAUUUCGAUAGACAUUUGAUCUGUUCAAAUUACAAGCAACACUAUCAGCAAGGCAUGGACACACAACUUUUAUCACUUUCAAUAUUUCGUUGAUAAAAGUGUUCAAUUUCCAUUGACUGGAUUGCUGUACAAAAAAAUUGUUAUUUCUCGUUUCACUUGAAUAAACAAUAACAAAAUUAAGAUUAAAAAAUAGCAUUUUGCAUAUUUACUACGGUUAAACAUUGUUCAUGAGUAAACUCUCAUUCUAGUCAUUAAAUUUUAUCCUAAUUGUUUUUGCCAUUACUGUACACAUGUUACAUGAAAGUAAGUAUGGAUAAUGAUAAUAUAAUAUUACCUAACUUGUUUCAAACUAGAAGUUCAUAAGGAAUAUUUAUACUUGAAAUAAUACUGUAAAUUCAGAAAUUAUUGCGAGGUUUUUAUUAUUGCGAAAAAUGCGACAGAGUUGUAAACGCAAUAAUUUAAACUCGCAUUCUGAAAUAUUUUAUUUGAAUUUAACAGGAUUUUUCUCAAAAUCGUAAAAAUUAAAAUCGCAUUUAAGUCUAAACUGACAAAAUCGCAAUAAUAAAUGCACGCAAUAAUUUCUGAAUUUACAGUAUACAGAACUUAUAAUGAUAUUUCAGUUUAAUGCUUUUUAUGCCCCUUAUGCCCCACCUACGAUAGUAGAGGGGCAUUAUGUUUUUUGGUCUGUGCGUCCGUUCGUCCGUCUGUUACACUUCAGGUUAAAGUUUUUGGUCAAGGUGGUUUUUGAUGAAGUUGAAGUCCAAUCAACUUGAAACUUAGUAUACAUGUUCCUUUUGAUAAAAUCAUUCUAAUUUUAAUGCCAAAUUAGAGAAUUUAUUCUAAUUUCAAGGUCCAGUAAACAUAGAAAAUGAUAGUGCAAGAGGUGCAUCCGUGUACUGUAGACACAUUCUUGUUUUUAUAUAUAUAUAUAAGAUGGGGGCCAAACCUUGAAAUGUGAAAUUUUUGUUUUUUACUCGAUUUGUUAUGAGGUUGUUUUACGCAUUGAAUUUAGUAUUUUUUAAUUGGAAUCUCAUGCUUGAAAUUUUGUGGCUGGUUUUGCAUUACUCUCUGACAUGGGUUAAGACAUGAAAUAUAUGUAAAAAGAGGUAUUUUUGUGAUUUUGUCAUUUAAGACUAAUA
This is a messenger RNA of Mytilus trossulus (common blue mussel), 2735 nucleotides long. Its product is annotated as BTB/POZ domain-containing protein 6-like. Lineage: Eukaryota; Metazoa; Mollusca; Bivalvia; Mytilida; Mytilidae. The transcript is spliced from 3 exons. The record is from RefSeq and is a predicted model, not a curated record. Gene Ontology annotation, cellular component: cytosol. Gene Ontology annotation, molecular function: protein binding. Gene Ontology annotation, biological process: neurogenesis. The coding region runs from base 242 to 1585 and encodes 447 amino acids.